ACAGACGACCUGGGAAAGCAUGCUGCUCCAAGGCAACCAUACUAUCUCAAGGAAUGGGGUGCAGCAUGGCCCUUUAUAGCCUGCGACUGCCCUCUUAAAUCUGGGCCAAUUGGAGAAAACGAAGAAGUUAACAAGAGGAAUAAUUACUCUUAUUCUGCACAGAAGCAUUGGAUUUCAGGGACAUGCACCGUGCGUUCUCGUUCCCGGUGACGGUGGAGCGCAGUCGGACCAAGGAGCGCCUGGAGGCGAGUCUGGCCGGACUGUGUGAGCUGGAGCUCCGCAAGCAGAGGCAGGAGUGCCUGGUGCUGGGGGCGCUGGCUCUUGGAGACCCUCUGCCCCAGGACAGCUCCAGUGGAGAGCUGGCGUGUUUCAGCAGCUGGGGGCAGGAAAACUUGACACUUAGGCGUCAGCUGAGUGCCCUUCAGAAUUCCCCAUGGGGCCUGAUGCAGGCACUGGAACAGCAGGUGGGAGAGCUGAGGAUCGACACUGAUGAUGGCGGCUAUGACGGAGCUCAAGGAGACACGGGCGACAGUCGGCCCAGUUCUGGUUUCUAUGAGUCGAGUGGAGGUCAGUCGCCAAAAGGAAGAUCCUGUUCCACUGAACCCACAGAGACGCUCUCCCUCUGGGCUUACUCCAACGACAGGCCAAAGUCUGUGGGAGAUCCCCUCAUGCUGAAUGAAGAUCUGGAUGUGCCAGUCAUACGUACCACCCUACCCCGCUCCUUUUCUGCCCCGCAUCCUCCUCUGGAGGGCAUUGCUGAAGAAAGCUCAGCAGUGGACUCAUGGCAGUGGGACAACAGUGGUGCCAAUCAGACCUGGCAGCAGCAGCAGCCUGCAGAGGAUCAGGUAACAGAGGAAGACUAUCAGCAGGCCUUGAGGGUAGAGGGUUACAUCCUGAGUCUUCUUCAGCGUCAUACCCUCCCACCAAGGCCAUGUCAGCCUCGCACCACUGUGAGCCCUGACCCCCUUUACUGCAGUGCUUCUGGACACAGCUCCCUACACAGGAGAACCACAGAGCAACGCCUCCCUGACCCACACAUCCAUGUUGACCUUUCAGCAAACCCAAGGAGCCAGGGCUGGGGUUGUGACCUGCUGGAGGGGGAGGCUUGUGGAGUAGAGGCCCCAUCUUUGGAGGAAGACUGUUAUCUGGCUCUGCCCUACCCCCAGCCAAGGCCACACUCUCUGGCUGAGAGGCUACCCUCACCUCUGCCCUCUCUGGACCCCAACUGUGGUGUUGGUGUGCCUGACCUUUGUCGUGAACCUCUGUCCCCUCAGCAUUAUCUACAGCAACAACAUCCUAUUCAUCAAAAGCACAAUUUAGUUAGUGCUCAGUACAUCCCUGGACACCCAUGCCACGCCCCUGUGUGCUCUCCCAGACACCAAAACUCAGAGCAGCUAAAGCCCAACCGAGCCAUCACCUCUCUUGACCACUCCAACUCCAAGUCCAGAUCCUCUAAAAAGAGCAACAACGAGCGACAGAGAGUUAAAAAAUCCAGCAGUAAAACCAGUCGAUCCCAGUCUGAAAACAGCCUCCUGGGCCAGCGAGUGCUGCCUGAGCGGAGGUACAGCACCACCGAGAGACACCAAGUCAAAGUAGAUUGUGCUCAGAACCAAAGUCAAGUCACAGGACAACAGGCAGGAAGCAAUGGCCACAAUGUUAGUCGACGCUGGUGCUCCAACCUAGAGCUCAGCCAGGAUGAAGGGGAGACCCAGCCACAGAGGCGGCCUCCUCGAAAAGCCCGUCAUGGUCAUUCUUGCCCCCACUCCCAAACCCAGAACUACCAUCCCCACCAACAGCACAGCCAGCGCUGGCACCCAGACUUUCAGGAGAGAGCACCUAUUUGUCAGGGAGAGGAAGGCUACGGCGGUGCUGCCCCUGCAGAGUCCGAGUCCAGCAUGAGUGAGGUGUAUUCCCCAGCCUCAAGCUCACUGUCCAGUGACUCAGAUGAGAGUGGGGGGCUGGUGUGGCCCCAGCAGCUGCCACCCCGCCUUGCUUCUACCUCCUCCUCAUCCUCACCUUCACCACAGGCCACUGCCAACGCCCCCGCCCAACCAAAAGCCUUUGUCAAGAUCAAAGCCUCCCACGCUCUUAAAAAGAAGAUCCUCAGAUUCCGCUCAGGGUCCCUUAAAGUGAUGACUACAGUGUGAGGAAAUAGUCAAACCUGAUGACACUCAUAACUUUUACUGAUGUGUUGUAAAGCCAUUGUCAGAGCAAAAUUGUUGCUACUACUUUUCUACUCACUGAUCACAUCCUACCUUACAAAUCCGCUCUUUACACCCUAUCUACCUCUUAACAGUGUGCUCUUAGUGAGAGACAUUAACUUUAAUGGGCACAAUUAAAGAUCUGCUGGGGAUCAUCUGUGUGCAGUGUCUGGUUGAAUUUAUCUUGGAGCUGACAACCACCAGACACCAGACUAAUGGGCAUUAUUCUGCGCUAACUGAUUAUAAGUGUAAUUGCUGAGUUACACCAUGAUGACAUGGACCACAGUGAAGCUAAUUGACCAAAUUUGCAUCCAGUUUUUCUUUAUGUCUCUUGGCCUUAAAGCUAAUUUAUCACAGAUUUACAUUUAGGUUUCUAAGUCUUGAAAAACAGCCAAGCUUCUGGCAUGGAAUACAAGUUGUUAUAUCACUGCCUUUUCUCAGAAUUGUUGGUAAAUUGGGUCAGUUUGUUUUGUCAAAAAUGUCAAAGUUUUAGGAGAACAUUUCCUGGAAAGAACUGUGUGAUUUGUACAAUAUAUAUGUACAAUAUGUACAAUACGCAACCAUUUAUAAUAUCCCAGUUUGAUUUCAAAGCCUUAUCGAAGGUUCCAAUUUAUUGGAAUGAAUGGAGUGUACUAUUUGACCACUUAGUAUUCCUUUCAAAGAAUGCCAUCAAAAUUAUCAUUUUCUUGCAGGAAAUGUCAUUCCAUUUGAAUUUACUUUUUGAUAUUAGGAAUACAAACCCAUAAAAUAAGGUGUUACUUAACAAUUAAGCAUGCCAUAAUACUCAAAGCUUAGGGCAAAGAUUUUUCCUGCACCCAAGCCAGCAUAGUACAGAAAAUCUCCCAGAUGUGCAAGAGUGAACAAAAAUGUAGCAGUAAUUCAUGUUUUAAUUUUCCCACCGUCUGAACAUUCAUACCCUGACUAUGAAUCCCCAAGCAAGACACACUCUGAUAUAUGUAUCGAUCACUGAAUUUCUCUCGAUCUCUUUAUAAACUGGAUUCAAGCUGAAGCAAACUGCCACCUCUCUUUAUUGCUGCUGGCUGCUCUUGGGUCCAGUGAGCACAAAGACAUGUCUGUGAGUCAGGGAUGGGAAAGGUAGAAUCUGCAGUAAGUGGACUUAUUUACAUGCAUGCAUAGUCUAAAUGCACAGAUUGAUUAGAACACAAGGACACUGACUUUGACACCUUUGUAAAUAUGUAUGAUUUUGUAUAUACCACGAUGUGGCCUUGUUUGGAAUGAAUGUAGUUUGUAAAUAAAGACAACUUUGCUCUC
Notolabrus celidotus (New Zealand spotty) is the source of this 3473-nucleotide messenger RNA. RefSeq names its product dapper homolog 3. Bases 183 to 2147 code for a protein of 654 amino acids. NCBI's taxonomy places the organism in Eukaryota, Metazoa, Chordata, Actinopteri, Labriformes, Labridae. Gene Ontology annotation, cellular component: cytoplasm. The record is from RefSeq and is a predicted model, not a curated record. The transcript is spliced from 4 exons. Gene Ontology annotation, biological process: negative regulation of canonical Wnt signaling pathway.